Lachancea fermentati is the source of this 525-nucleotide messenger RNA. The record is from the annotation of a GenBank genome assembly. Lineage: Eukaryota; Fungi; Ascomycota; Saccharomycetes; Saccharomycetales; Saccharomycetaceae.
AUGGACGUUAGGUACCGGCAACUUAAUAUAUCUGAUAACAAUGAACUGCGACAUGUACAGCGCUUAAUUGACGCUGACCUAAGUGAACCGUAUUCCGUGUAUGUUUACCGAUAUUUUCUGAAUCAAUGGCCGGAACUAUGCUAUUUAGCAUUCAAGGGAGACGAUACUACCCCAAUUGGAUGUGUCGUAUGCAAAAGUGAACAACACCGGGGGGCGCGUUUGAGAGGAUACAUUGGAAUGUUGGCGGUUGCGAAAGAGCAUCGAAAGAAAGGCAUAGCAAAAAGGCUCGUAACAAUAGCUAUAGAACACAUGCAAAAGACCGGAUGCGAUGAGGUAAUGCUGGAGACGGAGGUAGAAAAUGUAGCAGCGUUGAGACUUUACGAAGGUCUGGGAUUCAUUCGGUUAAAACGCAUGUUUAGGUAUUAUCUGAAUCAAGGUGAUGCAUUCAAGCUCAUUUUACCGUUAACAGAGCGCAGUUGUACGCGGAGCACGUUCCUUUUGCAGCCUGAAACGGAGUUGGCUUGA